AUGGCGACGUGCAAAUAUACUUGGAAUGCGAUCAAAGCAGGCGAUUGGGUUUUGAAGUUGGGGUUUGUUGGAGACGGAUUCGUUGCGUCAACGAGUAGUGGAGGAUUGUUUGGGUACUCUUUGCAAAAUGUGUCCUCCCCGGUAGUCAAUAUACAUCUGGCACAUGAAAGCAGCAUCAACGACAUGAAAGUGGUCAAUGACAACGUAAUUGCAACUUGCUCUACUGACGGAAUAAAGAUCUGGGAUACUAGAACCGGUGGUUGUCAGGCAUCAUUGGGCAAUGGCAAGUCAAACUUCUUGUCGCUAGCUUCACUAGGUGAUUCCUUAGCUGGUGGGACUGAACUACUAGGCGCCGAUGCAGAAGUACACGUUUGGGAUAUGCGGAAUACAUCACAAGUUGUAAAGUCUUUUGUUGACUCGCACCACGAUGAUGUAACUGCACUUGAGUUUCAUCCGUCCUUGAACAACUAUUUGAUGUCGGGCUCAACAGAUGGGUGUGUGAACAUUUACGACUUAUCAAAACCAGACGAGGAUGACGCUUUGCAUCAAGUAAUAAACUUUGGUUCUGUUCAUUCGUGUCAUUUCAUAACAGAGUCAAGAAUUUCAGUUUUGACACAUGAUGAGACCCUUUUAUUUCAUGACUUGAAUGACACGAAUUAUGAAGAUUUAGUCGGUCCUAAGUCAGAUGAUAGAGGAGAUUUACGGGAGCAAUGGGCGAAUAAUGAAUACGUUGUUGAUAUCAACCCGAGCGGGUUUGCUGCCUAUGGUGCAAACUCGUCUGAAAAACUAUUUAUUGUUCCAUUCAGUCCCAAGAAGGAAAAGUUUAAGGACUCAAAGAUUGUAAGUUUGCCUGGAGCGCACGGAGAAGAAGUGGUGAGGGAUGUUAUAGUCAAAUCGAAUACUACUCAAUGUCUUACGUGCGGUGAAGACAGCAAAGUAAGGCUUUGGGAGUUACCAGAAACACUAAAACAUUACUCAAUAGGUACUGCUUCUUCUCCAGUCUCCGUUAUCAACAAACCUAAGGAGAAGAGCAAAACGAAAAAGCAUCACAAAAAAACUCAUAAAAGUAAAAGUCGAAGAUUCAAUCCGUACUAA
Molecule: messenger RNA, 1095 nt
Organism: Lodderomyces theae
Lineage: Eukaryota; Fungi; Ascomycota; Pichiomycetes; Serinales; Debaryomycetaceae
Exons: 1
Coding region: 1-1095 (364 amino acids)
Molecular function (GO): protein binding
Source: RefSeq, a predicted model, not a curated record